This is a messenger RNA of Phragmites australis (common reed), 1393 nucleotides long. RefSeq names its product GATA transcription factor 15-like. Gene Ontology annotation, molecular function: DNA-binding transcription factor activity; zinc ion binding; sequence-specific DNA binding. Bases 414 to 1121 code for a protein of 235 amino acids. The record is from RefSeq and is a predicted model, not a curated record. Lineage: Eukaryota; Viridiplantae; Streptophyta; Magnoliopsida; Poales; Poaceae. Gene Ontology annotation, biological process: flower development; regulation of DNA-templated transcription. The transcript has 2 exons.
GCCCCGGCCGGAAUCCCAAAUCUAGCAGCCGAGACAGGCCGGGCCACGCCACGCCAGCCAAGCCUACUUACCCACGUCGCCGCUAUAAGAACCCGAGCCCCUCCAUGCCCUGCCGUCCACAUCCACACGCCACAACAUUAUCGCCUCGCCACCACACAGCAGCCGCGCGAAGCACGAGCUAGAAUACGCGAUCGAACCGUAGCGCUGGUGGCCAGUUCCGAGGAGAGACAUCCCCUCGAUCUCCCACUAGGUUCUCCUUGUCCCGACACCCUCGAAGCCCUAUAUUAAUCUCAUCCCGAUACCACCACCACCAUCACCACCACCUGUAGCUCGAUAGCUGGAGUAGCAGCCUACUCUGUUGGCGGCCACUGCAAUCUCUGUGCUCGAUCGGUCUGUUCCUGCGAGCAAUCAAAAUGCUGCACGAGGCGGCGCCCUGCACGUGCGGGCUGCUCUACGGGAGCUGCGGCGGCGGCUGCUCGUUGCUGUUCGCCGCGGCGGCGGGGGAGCACCACCAAAACUACAAGCAAUGGGGCGGCGACGGGGAGGCCUUCAGCGGGCCGUACGGAGUUUCAGUGGACUGCACGCUCUCGCUCGGCACGCCGUCCACGCGCCGCGCCGAGGCGGGGGCGCGCGCGCCGCCCGCCGGCGGGCUGCCCUGCUGGGAAGCAGCCGUGCCGAACUGCAACGGCAGGCAGCAGGAGAGCGCCGGGGCGCUCGCGGAGGCUAACGCUGCAGGCGUCAUGUCCGCUCGCCGGUGCGCCAACUGCGACACGACAUCCACGCCGCUCUGGAGGAACGGUCCACGCGGACCAAAGUCGCUGUGCAAUGCAUGCGGGAUCCGGUACAAGAAAGAGGAGCGGCGCGCGGCGGCCGCGGCGGUGGCGCCGACGUCGCUGGCCACGGACGGCGGGGUGGAGUAUGCGUACGGGUACGCGCGGCAGCCUCAGCAGUGGGGCUGCUAUGGCCCGGCGGCCGUGGCAAAGGCGGCGUCUUUCGGGAUGUUCGGCGACGCGACCGCCGAGGUGGACGGGCCGUGCCUGCCGUGGGGGCUCGGCGUCAUGCCUUCGUCGCCGGCGUUCGGGACCGUCCGGGAGAUGCCGAGUCUGUUCCAGUACUAUUAGCUAAGCUAGAAUGGCAGAUUACAAGUCGGAAGUCUCUUUUUCUUUCUCCCCUUUUAGUAACAACAAGAUGCUGUACUUUUUGACGGCACGAGCUGCUGUGCUUGACCAACGACCCAGCUGCAUCAAAAGCCGAAGCCGGUAUGGAUUAAUCCAGUUUCUUCACUCCCACUCAUAUAUCUUCUCUUUGUUGCUUGAUGAUUCUUUUUCAGGGUAGUUCUGUCUUAUUGUUCGAGUCAUAAGUUGGACAGGACGAGAAUGAUUUAUUCUAGAAG